UGAUCGAGCUGAACCUGGAGAAGAAAUCGAACUUAUUUAUGUUGACGAACCAACAUGCCAAAAACCACUCCGUAUCGGACGUCACCUUCAAGAACCAGUUCGGUCUGAACUUAUUACAUUCCUUAAAAGAAAUCCUGAUGUUUUUGCCUGGAAACAUGAAGAUACGAAAGGAAUUGAUCCUGGUGUUGCUUGUCAUAAAUUAAAUCUUGAUCGAACAAUCAAACCUGUCGUCCAGAAACGAAGAAAAUUAGGAUCAGAUCAUCAGCAAGCUUUAGAGGAAGAAGUUAAGAAACUCAUUGAUAACAAGUUUAUCAAAGAAGCCAAGUAUCCGAAAUGGGUCUCUAACCCAGUCCUUGUCAAGAAAAGCAACGGCCUUUGGCAGUUAUGUAUCGACUUCUCCGACCUGAACAAAGCUUGUCCCAAGGAUAGUUAUCCACUUCCUCACAUUGAUUACAUGGUUGACGCUACUUUGGGACACGAGUUGAUGAGUUUUAUGGAUGCUUAUUCAGGAUAUAAUCAGAUUCCCAUGGAUCCCCAAGACGCAGAACAUGCGUCUUUUUAUUCCGCUCGAGGAUUAUAUUGUUACACAAUGAUGCCUUUUGGUUUGAAAAACGCAGGGGCCACUUAUCAACGACUUGUCAACAAAAUGUUUUCGAAUCUGAUCGGUCGUACUAUGGUGGUUUAUGUUGACGAUAUGCUCGUCAAGUCGGUCGACGCCAUCGACCACGUCCAUCACUUACAGAAAAUGUUCGGUAUUCUCCGUGAUUAUUCAAUGGUAUUAAAUCCAAAGAAAUGUACCUUUGGGGUGGGAUCAGGUAAAUUCCUUGGAUACAUGAAGUCCAAAAAUAAUGAUCAACCCUGGAUCCUUCACAUCGAUGGUUCGUCUACAGCUAACCGAGCGGGGGGAGGAAUCGUUUUAGUAGAUCCUGGAAACAAAUUGUUUUGCCAUUCCGUCAAAUUCCUCUUUCCGGUGACAAACAAUAAAGUAGAAUAUGAAGCCUUGUUGUCUGGACUAAGCUUGGCUGAAUCUAUGAACGUCCGACAUCUUAAGGUAUUUUUCGAUUCUCAACUGCUUGUCAACCAAAUCAACGGAAUAUUUGAAGUUAAAGAACCUCGGUUGGUGCCUUAUCAAUCCCUCACCAAGAAGAAGUUAUCGAUGUUCUCUGUCCAAGUUAAACACAUCCCGCGAACUCUCAAUGUUGAAGCAGAUGCUCUAUCACGAUUAGCUUCCAGUGUCGGCAUGGAAAGUGUUGAAUAUGUUCAAGUCGGACAGCACGAACAACCAUCCACUCAACUUCUGGAGGUACUUGCGAUCAAAGUGGCAACAUCAUCAAAACCUCCGACAUGGAUGGAUCUGAUUAUUGAAUACAUACAAACCGGG
This is a messenger RNA of Striga hermonthica, 1381 nucleotides long. The record is from the annotation of a GenBank genome assembly. Lineage: Eukaryota; Viridiplantae; Streptophyta; Magnoliopsida; Lamiales; Orobanchaceae.